Molecule: messenger RNA, 1617 nt
Organism: Camellia sinensis
Lineage: Eukaryota; Viridiplantae; Streptophyta; Magnoliopsida; Ericales; Theaceae
Cellular component (GO): mitochondrial matrix
Source: RefSeq, a predicted model, not a curated record
UUUUUGAAUAUGGUUUUUUGAAAAUUUUAUACAACUUGUUUGGUUAUUCUGAAAAAUGAGUUCUGUUUUCAAAAAAAAUAAUCAUCUGAUUCUUCACGUGAUGGGAAUAGGUAGGCUUUAGUAGAAUCUACUUCUACUCCUCUUCAUAGCCUCUGCCUUGCUCUUUAUUACCUUUACCAAACAUUUUACCACAUCUUCACUUUCGUUGAUAUGCGAAGGUCGGCAACACCAAAGCAACAACGACGGCCAACGACAAAGACACUGUUCAGGUGUGGUCGCUUUGAGCUCAGGGUGACGAAGAACCGACGACAAAGAGUGACACCAUCAGUUUCUUGUGAUCGAUUCGAUCUCCGCUGUACCAAGAUUCGUGAGGAAAGGAUUCAUUUAGGUACACCCCCAUUUACUGAACACGCUUUGAAGACGAAGCAAAAGGCAGCACACACACCAGACUCUAUUGCAUCUUCUUUUGCUGAAAACGACAUGGAGAUGGACAGUGAGGGGUUCGUGGAGGAUGUGCAAGAACUGAGGUUGUGGCCAAGUAGGAUUGAGUUGGCCUUCAUCCAAUUGAUGGUCGAGGAGGUGAAGCAAGACCUUUCGGUAACCAAAAAAAACACUUUCACCACAAGGCAUUGGACUCGAAUUGACGACGAGCAGUACAGUCAGUUCAAAGUUAGGUACACAGUUAACCGUUUGAAACAAAAGUACCACCGCAUCAGGCAAGCUUACAAUACAUUCGUGAAAUUGAAAAACCAUACGGGGUUCGGUUGGGAUGAGCAGAGAAAAACGGUCAUGGCCCCGAAUGAUGGCUGGGAUCACUAUGUUAAGGCACAUCCCAGAGCAAAAGUGUUCAAGAAAAAGGGUCUAGACCACAUUGACUUGUUAGACGUCCUCUUUGCUAACUCCCAAGCCACUGGCACACUUGCCCGUGCUUCAACCCAAGGACCCCCAACCUCUGAUGAAGAAAGGGAUAUCCAAAGUGCAUCCUUUGGUGUUGGAAUCAACUCAAAUACCGAUUAUAUCCCUAUUGAUGACGACAUUGACCGAGAUGAUGACCCGAAGGUAGGUGGGAGUAGCGGCAACGAUGGUGGGCGAAAGGGUGCACACUUUGAUUUGGCACUUGAUACAUGGACUGCCACAAACCUUGCAAAAAAAGAAUUUUUUGCUCGCCAGAACAAAAUGGCUGAAGCGAGCCAGGCCGAGAAAAAACAAAACUCCAUUGCAGCAUGUAUCCAGUGUUUGGCAACAAUGGACGAAAUCACUCCCGACCAAUACGUUAAGGCGUGUGAGAGUUUCCGAGAUAAAGCAACGAGGAAAAUGUUCAUGUAGAUGCUACCCAACAUGCAGAUGCAUUGGGUUCAUAAGCUUGCUUAGGAAUUAUGGACUUUGUACAGAUGCAAUUUUGUUUUGUUCAGCAUCCAAGUUGUUGUAUGUCAACGUAUGUAGCUAAAACACUAAAAAUCGGCGCCUACUUUUUUUUUUUUAAUCCAUGUAUUUCAUCUGUCAACUAUGGUUAUGUAAGGAAGUUAUGGACUUUGAUACCUGUCAUGCAUAAUGAGGUGGGAUUCUAUGGAUACAGGGUGUUGUCUAUUUAUUCUGAUGUUCAAGUGGGAAAAUCCA